Molecule: messenger RNA, 750 nt
Organism: Dovyalis caffra
Lineage: Eukaryota; Viridiplantae; Streptophyta; Magnoliopsida; Malpighiales; Salicaceae
Source: the annotation of a GenBank genome assembly
AUGAAGGGGAAAGGAGGAGAUGCGGGAUCCAGAUUUCCUUUGAGCUUUUGGGAGGUUGUUGCUGCUUCCACUGUUGUGUUGGGAUUUGUUUUGGGCCUUUUGGGGGUUUACCUAACCAUGCCUGCAUCUGAUUAUAGUUUCCUCAAGCUCCCUCGUACCCUUGAAGAUCUUCAAAUCCUUAGGGAUCACCUUGAAACUUAUACGAGUGAUUACACUGCACAAGUCCUGGUCGGAUACUCUGUGGUCUACAUUUUCAUGCAGACUUUUAUGAUCCCCGGGACUGUUUUUAUGUCAUUGCUUGCUGGGGCUCUUUUUGGAGUAUUUAAAGGUGUAGCUUUGGUGGUGUUCACUGCCACUGCUGGUGCUUCUUCUUGCUAUUUCCUUUCAAAACUAAUCGGGCGGCCUCUUGUCUUCAGUCUUUGGCCUGACAAACUUAGUUUCUUCCAAGAGCAGGUGGCUAGAAGAAGAGGAGGAUUGUUGAACUACAUGCUUUUCUUAAGACUGACCCCAACUUUACCAAAUACAUUUAUUAAUGUUGCUUCACCAAUAGUUGAUGUUCCUUAUCAUAUUUUCUUCCUGGCAACCUUGAUUGGACUUAUUCCUGCUGCUUAUGUCACUGUUAAGGCUGGGAUAGCUCUUGGAGAAUUGCAAUCGAUAGGGGAUCUUUAUGAUUUCAACUCCAUUGCCACUCUAUUCCUCAUUGGGGCUGUCUCUAUAACCCCUACAUUAAUGAGCAAGAGCAAAUCAUAG